This is a messenger RNA of Microtus ochrogaster (prairie vole), 3167 nucleotides long. It is a transcript of the gene Dhx35, whose product is annotated as DEAH-box helicase 35. Lineage: Eukaryota; Metazoa; Chordata; Mammalia; Rodentia; Cricetidae. Gene Ontology annotation, cellular component: catalytic step 2 spliceosome; intracellular anatomical structure. The record is from RefSeq and is a predicted model, not a curated record. Gene Ontology annotation, molecular function: helicase activity; RNA binding.
GAGUCUUCUUCGUGACCUUUCACCCCAGCAUGGCUGCGCCCUUGGGACCUGUGAAGUUCUGGAAACCCGGUACAGAGGGGCCGGGCGUCAGCAUCUCUGAAGAGAGACAAAGUGUCGCUGAGAACUCUGGGACGACCAUCAUUUACAAUCCCUAUGCUGCCCUCUCCAUAGAGCAGCAACGGCAGAAACUGCCUGUGUUCAAGCUCAGGAACCACAUUUUGUACUUGGUAGAAAAUUAUCAGACCGUGGUGAUUGUUGGAGAAACUGGAUGUGGGAAGAGCACCCAGAUUCCGCAGUACCUGGCAGAAGCUGGCUGGACAGCCGAAGGACGAGUGGUUGGAGUGACCCAGCCGCGAAGAGUGGCCGCCGUGACAGUUGCAGGGAGAGUAGCUGACGAAAGGGGCGCAGUGCUGGGCCAUGAGGUGGGCUACUGCAUCCGCUUUGAUGACUGCACCGACCCGCUGGCAACCAGAAUCAAGUUCCUUACAGAUGGGAUGCUGGUCAGGGAAAUGAUGGUUGAUCCAUUGUUAACAAAAUAUAGUGUCAUCAUGCUGGACGAAGCCCACGAGAGGACCUUGUAUACAGACAUUGCCAUUGGCUUGCUGAAGAAGAUUCAGAAAAAGCGAGGGGAUCUUCGCUUGAUUGUGGCCUCAGCCACUCUGGACGCAGAGAAAUUUCGAGAUUUCUUUAACCAGAAUGAGACCAGUGACCCAGCCAGGGAUACCUGUGUGACCCUGACAGUGGAAGGGCGGACAUUUCCAGUGGAUAUCUUUUACCUACAAAGUCCUGUUCCAGAUUAUAUCAAGGCAACUGUGGACACAGUGGUGAAAAUUCACCAGACAGAGGGAGAUGGAGAUAUACUAGCCUUCCUUACUGGCCAGGAAGAAGUAGAAACUGUUGUAUCCAUGCUGAUCGAGCAGGCGCGUGCUCUGGCUCGCACUGGGAUGAAGAAACACCUUCGGGUUCUCCCCAUGUAUGCAGGACUGCCUUCUUUUGAGCAGAUGAAGGUGUUUGAAAGGGUGUCACACAGCGUCAGAAAGGUGAUUGUGGCUACCAAUGUGGCAGAAACUUCCAUCACAAUCAGUGGCAUUGUGUAUGUGAUUGACUGUGGCUUUAUGAAGCUUCGCGCCUACAACCCCAGGACAGCUAUUGAAUGCUUGGUGGUGGUACCAGUGUCUCAGGCAUCAGCCAACCAGAGGGCAGGACGUGGUGGGCGCAACCGCUCCGGAAAGUGUUACCGUCUCUAUACAGAGGAUGCCUUUGACCAGCUACCUCAGUCCACCGUCCCUGAGAUGCAGCGCAGCAAUUUGGCCCCUGUCAUCCUGCAGCUGAAAGCCCUAGGGAUCGACAAUGUCCUCAGGUUCCACUUCAUGUCUCCCCCGCCAGCACAAUCGAUGGUUCAGGCCCUGGAGUUACUCUAUGCUCUCGGAGGCCUGGACAAAGACUGUCGCCUGACAGAGCCGCUCGGCAUGAGAAUCGCGGAGUUCCCUCUGAACCCCAUGUUUGCCAAGAUGCUGUUGGAAUCAGGGAACUUUGGCUGUUCUCAGGAGGUCCUGAGCAUCGCCGCCAUGAUGCAGAUCCAGAAUGUCUUUGUUUUCCCCUCAAACCAGAAGUCUCAGGCAACUCGAGUGCACCGGAAAUUUGCUGUGGAGGAGGGUGAUCAUCUCACCAUGCUCAAUGUGUACGAAGCAUUUAUCAAACACAACAAGAGCUCCCAGUGGUGUCAGGAACAUUUCCUGAAUUACAAGGGUCUUGUCAGAGCUGCCACCGUGAGAGAACAGUUGAAAAAGCUCCUCGUCAAGUUCCAGGUGCCCAAGACGUCCAGUGAAGGUGAUCCGGAUCCCGUCCUGAAGUGCAUCGUGUCGGGCUUCUUUGCAAAUGCUGCGCGGCUUCACUCCUCUGGAGCAUAUAGGACGAUCCGCGAUGAUCAUGAGCUGCACAUCCACCCUGCCUCCGUCCUCUAUGCAGAGAAGCCACCCCGCUGGGUUAUCUACAAUGAAGUUAUACAGACCUCCAAGUAUUACAUGCGAGACGUGACUGCCAUAGAAUCUGCUUGGCUGCUGGAGCUGGCUCCACACUUUUAUCAACAAGGAACGCACCUGUCCCUGAAAGCCAAAAAGGCCAAGGUCCAGGACCAAUGAGUGGAGCUCAGCAUGUGGCUGCAGGGACGGCUUGACAUCCUCCCUCCGUGUUUCCGGCACCAGCUCAGGUGGCACAGGCAGUCGCUCAGGUGUGGACUGCGCCCUGCACAUUAGCUCCCUCUUCCUGCUCCCCUCAGCAUUUGUUAUCCUCGCUGGGACCCAAGAGGAAUCUGAGCAUGGCCAGUGUCCUGCUGCACUGCUCCUAGGCCAGGCAGGCUUUGGCUCGGCUGUGCUCUGGCCUCCAGUCCUCCCUCUCGGUAGCCAGCACACUACUCCAGCCGUCCUGGUCCUGCUCUGUGGCGGGCGAGGAGGGGAGUGAGCUGCUGGAGGCCGAAGGCUGUGUAGACAGGGCUCUCUCGCUGCCUGUGUUGGCCUGCUGUGCCCAUGGUUGUUGACUGCUGCGGUCCGCUGCUGCUCUGUGCAGCAAGUAUGGAAGGAAAUGCGGGCACGGGGCCCCAAACCAAUCAGCUUCUUCCUUUCCUCUGCCCAUGUCCCUGCUUAUCUGCAGCGGGAGACUUAGUGCCAUGAUGGUGGGCCAUGCAGGAUCACAGGCUCCGUCUUUGUUAGCAGUGGACUUAGCUUUCUCUCAGAGCACGAUGCCACAUUCUGGUGCCAGUGUCUGGGCGCCAGGGAAAGUUCAUCAGCCUCGACCCCACGGGACUCCUCUUUAGCAGGAACCCACUACAGUUUAGACACCCUAAACUUGUGUAGCUCAGGAAUAUAACUCUUGUAUAUUUAUCUUUGUUCGUUUGCUUGCAUUUUUGCAAGAUCACGGGCAGCUCCCCCGGGCACUGUUCAUACUCAGCAGGGCUGCUUUGCUGCGACAGUGGUGGCACUCCAGCACACGGCAAGACAGACUUCUCCCCUACUGUCUCAGCCAUGUUUAUUUUAAAAGCGUAGCUUAAAAGUUUAUUUUUGUACUGGUUUUAGUUUGGACGUGCCACUUUGGCGCCAAACCUCUGUCAUUUUUAUUUCCAUUUUAUAAGUGGUACGUUGUUAAUCAUAAUAAUAAAUCUUUCUACCUGA